AAACGUUUCGCCUGAAUUUAAGGACUUUAAGUUUUGGGAAGUUGUACAGACUCUUUGAGACGGCAGUGGAAACUUCGAAAACAUUAGAAAAAAAGUUCUCCUUAGCCACUUUCUAAGUCCCGUCAAGGCUGGAUUUGCGUGGACGAUCCUGUUUAACGGACCUAUUUCCAAACCCCCAGCCACAGUGUUCCCAGAGAGAGACAGUUGGGCUAGUGCCUGAACUUCCUGACAAAGGGUAGAGUACAGACCACGGAAAUCCAGAAGCAUGAAGGUCGCUGUACUGAUCGCUGUGCUCAUUGCUGCGCUCACAAGUCCAGUACUGCCCUGUGAGCUUAAGAAGGUGACGGAUGAGAACCACAUAAAAGUGACUCAGUCUUGGGUCUCCCAGGGCUGCUGGAGUGAGAACAUCAGUAAAGGAAGAGAAAUCCACUUCAUUAACCUGAAUUUGGACAAGAUCGACUGGAUUACAAUGGACCUGAAGAAUACGGUUCCUGCAGACAUCAUCCUGAACAGCAACAAAAAUGUCUCUUUGAUUUUAUUAAACAAGAAUAUUAAUGCAAAAUUCUACUUGAUAAGGUCGGAGUCCUGGAUCACAAUUACUGAACCAAAUAACAGGGUGGACUUGAAUCUUACCUCAGCCAUUCAGUCAAAUAGCAGUAGUCUUUUAGGCUGGGCAAAGAACCAGUUUGGCGCAGUGACAUCCUUCACUGAGCUAAUAGACCCCCAGACCAUCACCUUCAAUGCAGGGCGAGGCCAUUCUCAAGAUUGUGAACUGCAGACAGACUUUACCCAAGGGAAGUACCUGGAAUACCAGCCUGUAAUAAGCACGGUGGAAGUGAAAUUUUGCAGGAUCCCAAUGCCAUCAGAGGUGAAAGAGGAAGUACACAUUAUUAGGCAUCUGCCCGUGGACACCAUGAUACCAAGAUUAAUCGAAGUGAAUUUCACCCCUCAUAAUCCUGCAACUCUAAUUCUGCAAGGUCCUGACAAUACAACAUGGAAAAUCGUAUCUCACGUUGUUUGUAAAUUCAAGUCUAACAACACAGUAAUUGCAAUGGGUUUUGAAUUUGUGCCCGGAUUUCCCAAAUUCCCAGCCUCAUAUGAGGGUCUCCUGAAAUUUGCAGAGGCAGACAACAAUACUGCUCCUGCUUCCUACACAGAGAUAUCAACAGACUCAAAAAGGCUAAAAUUGUAUAUGAACAUUACAACCGAUACAGACCCCCAGCUAUCCAGCACAAGUGUGCAGACCACCACCAGUCCAGGCAAACUGGAGACGACAAUGCACCUUUACCUUUCCCCGGACUACAGGAGCCCAUCGGAGGGGGUUGUGGAAGUGCAGAGCAACAAAACAGUAUACGCAGAGGUCUCAACCAGCCUUUCAAUGGAGGGUGCUCAACUGGAUAUCGAGAACUGCUCUCUCCACGCAAGAGCACUCGGGACAGAGGUAAAAAGCUUGGAUAUUAAGAAGGAGACCUGCAACCCCAAGACGUGCUCCCGCAGGAGGUUCAGCUUCACCUUAAAACCUGUCCAGGAGCACCACAGCCAGCGCUGGGACCUCCAGUGCUUCACUGCUGUCUCCGUUGUGUCUCACCUGAUUUCAAGAGAAAGAGUAGAGAGAGGCCUGAAAAUCAUCAAAGCGAUUUCUCCCUUGCCACCCAGGGAAUUCCAUGGCCUGGAACUGGGAGCAGUGCUGGGAAUCGCCUUUGCAUCCUUCCUCAUCGGAGCCUGCCUGACUGGGGCUCUGUGGUUCAUCCACACACACACUGGUUCUACAGUGAAGCGGCAGCCAGUGCCCACCAUACCCCCUGCGUCUGAGAACAGCAGCGCAAACCACAGUAUCGGGAGCACCCAGAGCACCCCCUGCUCCAGCAGCAGCAUGGCAUAGGGAGCCCGUCCUCUCCCCUGCCUGGCAUAGGGAGCCCGUCCUCUCCCCCUACCUGGCAUAGGGAGCCCAUCCUGUCCCCCUACCUGGCAUAGAGAACCCAUCCUGUCCCCCUACCUGGCACAAGGAGCCCGUCCUCUCACCUUCCUGGCAUAGGGAGCUCGUCCUCUCCCCUGCCUGGCAUAGGGAGCCCGACUUCUCCCCCUACCUGGCACAGGGUGCCUGUCCUCUCAUCUUCCUGGCAUAGGGAGCCCGUCCUGUCCCCUGAUUGGCAUAGGGAGCCCGUCCUCUCCCCUGCUUGGCAUAGGGAGCUCGUCUUCUCCCCUGCCUGGCAUAGAGAGCCCGUCCUCUCCCCUGCCUGGCAUAGAGAGCCCGUCCUCUCCCCCUACCUGGCAUAGGGAGCCCAUCUUGUCCCCCUACCUGGCACAAGGAGCCCAUCCUCUCCCCUGCCUGGCACAGGGAGCCCGUCCUCUCACCUUCCUGGCAUAGGGAGCCCAUCCUCUUCCCUGCCUGGCACAGGGAGCCCGUCCUCUCACCUUCCUGGCAUAGGGAGCUCGUCCUCUCCCCUGCCUGGCAUAGGGAGCCCGACCUCUUCCCCUACCUGGCACAGGGAGCUUGUCCUCUCACCUUCCUGGCAUAGGGAGCCCGUCCUCUCCCCUGUCUGGCAUAGGGAGCCCGUCCUCUCCCCUGCCUGGCAUAGGAAGCCCAUCUUCUCCUCUCCUUCCCGGACACCCGUACACCGCUGCAAGCCACGGGGCAGGGGGACCUUCCACGUGCCCUACUGGACACAAGACCUUGUUCGAUGGAGCAACUUACGGAAACCAAUAUAGGAAACACAAAGCCCGUCUCUCAGAAGCCAACAGCAAAUACAACUUUAAAAGCAGCUUAAAAAGCUAAACCAAUUAUAAACGACUUUCCUCCUUGAGGGGAAUGACAAAAACAGCAGCACUUCUGAAACAGCAAUAACCUUAUUGAACCUUGUUACCAGCAACAGACCGCAGAAGAACUAGACAUUUGCAAACAUUCAUAUACUAUGCACAUAAAAAACAGCCUUGAUCCUACAGAGUCUUUUAUAAUAAAGGACGUAAUCAUGAAUACAGGCAGGUUUAGUAGCUAUAUCAGGACACUUGAAAAUCCCAGAGAAAUGAACGUGGUUCAUUUGAUCAGCCUUCACACAGCUUGAAGCUCCAUGUUGAGCUCACAUGUUUAGAAGGAUCUCUUUGAAUAUAAUGGGAGUCAGGAGCAAGGAUAUCCAGUGUGAUAUUGCAAUUCUCCCACUACGAGUCAGCAGGUAAGGCCUGGCUUUUGGCUUGACCCUUACAAUCGGGGGGGGGGGGGGGGGGGGGGGGGUGUCAACGCAGCAACAGUAGCUUAAAGAGAGUUUUGAGAUCAUCUAAAUGUUUCUAUGUUUCAUUUCGCACCAGUGUAAUGCCCCACUGUGUGUAUUCUGCAUGGUAUGCCUGUUUUGUUGUUUAGCUUAUUUUUUGUCAUUGCUUCUGAAAAGACUCCUCAGGGUUGAUUGCUGGCACUUAAGGAGGGGAGGCAUAUUAGUCCUGUGCUGUGGACUGCACCCUGUGCAACACUGAUAUGCUUCACCAUCUCAUUUGCCUGCAAUCAAAGCAUUGUUUUGCUGAUAAGCAUGGUAAAUAAUAAUCUCAGCAGAAACAACAGAGAAUCAUACAGAACACGCAUUAUAGGAUAUAAAGUGUGGAGAAAUGUAGAUUAUAUGAAGUACCUUUCAGGGCCCAGCAGAGAAUCUGUAGCUUUGUUUCCACUGCCCAGACCCCUCUCAUUGAGCACUAUGCCUGUGACUGGCCCCCAUUCCCUUCUCAAGGAGCUUCAUUCAGGGCUCAGUAUUGUAAGAUGGAGUGUGAGCGGGAUCUGGGCAUGGAAACACAGCUUUCAAGUCCUGACAGUGAGACAAGGGCACAAGCAGUCUUGGGCAGCAUGCAUGUGCCUCUUCAAACAAUGUAAUGCUGUGCACAGCUCUGCUCACUGCUUCCUAACUACCUAAUCCCUGCUGCACUACAGUGUUUCUUCAGAGGCAGACCGUAAAAAAUAAAGUACCAAUAUAAAAAAAAAAAAAUUAAUAUGGCUGCCACGUUAUUCUUAAAUUAGGCCUCGACUAAGUACUGUACAUAUUGUUGAAAAACUACCUAACAGUUAUUCUUUAUGCUAAAUAAAGUAGCUAUAUUUUAUGUGAUGUUUUUAAUUUGUUUAAUGUUGUGAUGGGUCAGCUUUUUAAAAAUGUUGUGAAACUAAAGGGAAAUAACACCAUUUACUGCAAUUACAUGAACUCACCUUCUGGGGGCACUACUGAUUAUUAUCCAGUAGCAGUAACUUAUUUGUUAUAAUGUGACUGUUUGUUUUUGCAAAACCAAGUUUGAGUUAGUGCAAUAUGUAAUUUCAUGCUCUCAGAAGAAAGGCAGCUUUGUGUUCUCUAUGCAGUGGCAUUUCCAGUGACCGUUCAUGUUGAAUGUUAUUCUGUCCUGUCUCAUUGUAAUAUAUCUGCAGUGUGGCCCAGUGCUUGUGGUGUUGUGCCUAAUCUCACACUGCCCAAUUCAAAGUCCCCAUGCAUCAAACUGAGAAGAAUUGCAAUAUGGUAUAGUGUACAUCAGUGCCAUUGCCAUCAUGAAAAGGACAGCCCUACAUCCAGGGUUACAGUAUAGUGUUCUGUACGUCCAAAAUGCAACACACUUCCAUGUGGGUACAAGCCUCCAUAGAUGCCCAGAUUCAGUUUCUUGUCAAUAAUGGCCUGUGCACAUUUAAAUUCAAUUCACCCGUCAGUGAUUGGCUUGCCUAAUUGUACCCAGGGAUUUCUGAAAUUAUUUUUAAAAAUGUAUUUAACAAAAUCCGGCAGAACAUUUGCACAUAAUAUAAUAUAUUUGGCUCCCUGUAAUUUUUUGAUACGUUAAAACAAAGUGAACUACAAAGCUGGGCCAACACCCACGCUCACUGGCCAUUACUCUCACCUGUAAAACAGCCACAAAACAUGUUCAGUUUGCUUGAGCAGAUCGCUCCAAAGUAGAACCUGCAAACUGUAAAACACACACAACAACUUUCUUAUCACGGAUCUAUGGACCCAGCUACACAGAGAAAUCACUAUUGUGCUACACGCACCCACAACACUGGGCCAGGACUCCUUUGAUCCCAUACCCCCAGUGAGCUCUGAAGACACUCCUCCAGUUUGGAUGCCAGUGUAUUUCAGAUAAAGGGGUUGUUCUGUACUUGACACUGUAGCCUGUGUCACUCUUGCAUGUUUCAGAAAGUGCUUUGUCCCCCCCCAUCCUGAGUGAAGCCUCAUAAGUUGGCCCAGUUAAAAUGUAUGUGUAUUGUUAAACCAUCUUAAAUAUAUUGUAAUUGUGUACUGACAUUCAUAAAGAAACAUAACUAAUAAAAAUCGCUAGUGAGCUUG
Polyodon spathula (Mississippi paddlefish) is the source of this 5294-nucleotide messenger RNA. RefSeq names its product endoglin-like. The transcript has 13 exons. Bases 266 to 1882 code for a protein of 538 amino acids. Lineage: Eukaryota; Metazoa; Chordata; Actinopteri; Acipenseriformes; Polyodontidae. The record is from RefSeq and is a predicted model, not a curated record.